AUGUCUCUCAAUUCCUUGACCUUAACCAUUCUCAUACUCUUCUUAAUCAUCUUCCUCUCCGUGUCCACAUCCACAUCGCACAACACAUGCUCUUCCACUUCCACUUCCACUUGCCCUCCCUUCCCACCCAACCCACCAUUUCCAUUCUCAUCCUCCCCAGGAUGUGGCCACCCUUCCUUCCAAUUCAAAUGCUCCACCCCUCACUCCCUAAUCUCCAUUAACAACAUCUCCUUCUCCAUCCUCACAUACAACCCAAACACGCCCUCAAUACUCCUCACCCCUCUCCCAAGAGCAAACACCACCACCUGCACCCCUUUCCCCUCCAUCCCCAACCGCUCCAUCAACCUCUCCUCCACCCCCUUCCGAAUCUCAGACGCUUCCUGUUCGCGCCUCUCCUUCCUGCAUCCAUGCACUGCCCCCAACUGCACCCACUGCCCCGACCAAUGCCACCUCAUCAACAACCCCACCCAUCUCCUCCGCCACUGCACUUCCACCCACCACUCUCCCUCCGAUUCACCAUCAACCUGCCAAACCGACGUUCUUGCUUUCCUCGACCAAAUCCUCAAAUCCGGAAUCUUACUCGAAUGGGACCAAUCCCAAGACCCUUACUUCACCAACUGCACCACUUGCCGUGCCAACAACGGACUCUGCGGCUUCAAUUCUUCACACCCAGCUAAACCAUUCCUCUGCUUCAUCUCCCAUUCCACAAUCACACCUCCUUGGAUUCAUAAAAUCAAGCCCAACAGAAUGGCCAUCUUCAGCCUCGUUAUAGCCUUUGUUUCAUUGCUGCUUCUCGUUUCCGUCGCCGCCGUCAUUCUCCGCUCCGCCAGGUUCAAAUCCUCACCGGCUAUUCAAGACCCCACCGCGCUCUUCCUCCACAACCACCGCUCCUUGACCCUUCUACCCCCCGUUUUCACCUACGAAGAAUUAGUCUCCUCCACCAACCGCUUCGACCCCAAGCGCAAAAUCGGCGACGGCGGGUUUGGUUCCGUCUACCUCGCCCACCUCCGCGACGGGACUAUCGCGGCGGUGAAGCACCUCCACCGGCAACACGCCACUGCCGCGUUCUCCACCAAGUCCUUCUGCAACGAGAUUCUCAUCCUCUCUUCGAUAAACCACCCGAACCUCGUGAAGCUCCACGGCUAUUGCAGUGACCCGAGAGGUUUGCUUCUGGUCUACGAUUACGUCCCCAACGGAACCCUAGCGGAGCAUUUGCACAAUCGAAAGGGAUCGCUGACGUGGCAGGUGAGGCUGGACAUUGCGUUACAAACGGCCUUAGCCAUGGAGUACCUUCACUUCUCGGUUGUACCGCCGGUGGUUCACAGAGACAUAACGUCGUCGAAUAUUUUCGUGGAAAGGGACAUGAGGAUCAAGGUGGGUGACUUCGGGCUCUCGAGGCUUUUGGUGUUGCAGGACACGACGUCGUCUUCGAACGGGUUUGUUUGGACCGGGCCGCAAGGGACGCCCGGGUAUUUGGAUCCGGAUUAUCACCGGUCCUUCCGGUUAACCGAAAAGAGUGACGUGUACAGCUUCGGAGUGGUUUUGUUGGAACUAAUCUCGGGGCUGAGGGCCGUUGACCAGACGAGGGACAAGCGCGAGAUGGCGCUCGCUGAUCUCGUCGUCUCCAGGAUCCAGAUGGGGCAGUUACAUCAGGUGCUCGAUCCGUUUCUUAAACGUCAAGGCGAUAAUGACGCCGUCAACGCGGUCGCCGAGCUCGCGUUUCGCUGCGUCGCCGCCGAUAAGGAUGAUCGACCCGAUUCCAAGGAGGUGGUGGAGGAGUUGAAGCGGGUUAGGACUCGGACGCGCGGCGGUGACGUGGCGGCGAAGGAUUGAGGGUGUGGACGGAGUUUGACUGAU
Messenger RNA from Abrus precatorius (Indian licorice), 1857 nucleotides. Its product is annotated as LEAF RUST 10 DISEASE-RESISTANCE LOCUS RECEPTOR-LIKE PROTEIN KINASE-like 1.5. Lineage: Eukaryota; Viridiplantae; Streptophyta; Magnoliopsida; Fabales; Fabaceae. The record is from RefSeq and is a predicted model, not a curated record. Gene Ontology annotation, molecular function: protein kinase activity; ATP binding. Gene Ontology annotation, biological process: protein phosphorylation. Bases 1 to 1833 code for a protein of 610 amino acids. The transcript has a single exon.